Messenger RNA from Anopheles marshallii, 1836 nucleotides. RefSeq names its product LIM domain-binding protein 3 (gene Zasp67). Gene Ontology annotation, molecular function: actin binding; muscle alpha-actinin binding. The coding region runs from base 1 to 1836 and encodes 611 amino acids. The transcript has 10 exons. Gene Ontology annotation, biological process: muscle structure development; actin cytoskeleton organization. Gene Ontology annotation, cellular component: Z disc; stress fiber; filamentous actin. The record is from RefSeq and is a predicted model, not a curated record. Lineage: Eukaryota; Metazoa; Arthropoda; Insecta; Diptera; Culicidae.
AUGGUGCUGGAUUUAAACUUCUCCCGUUACGAUAACACGACUCCGUUUGGAUUUAAGCUCGUCGGUGGAGCAGACUUCGAUGUCCCUUUGACGGUGGUUAAAAUCCUACCCGGAAGCAUCGCCGAAGAUGCCGGCAUGCACAUCGGUGAUGUGGUGGUACGCAUCAAUGACAUACCCACGGGCAACAUGUCCUAUUACGAUGCGCACCAGCUGUUGGCCUGCGCCGGCAACCAGUUUGUGCUCGGUAUCUUAAGGGCACGCGAGGUAACACCGUCCCAACGACUCAUCAAGGAGAAAACGCCAACGGGCGAGGUGGAGUACAUCAACACCUCGCCGAAGCCGUUCUGGACGCCGAAUGUCGGAAGCCCAUGCCCGCUGAGACAAUCGAAGGAAGAACGCCAGCUCGACGAACAGGUCCCCGAGGUACCGAUCACCGACGAGCAGAUCGCCGAGAUCCUCUCGGGUGAAGCCGAAGUGCUGAAGCAACACAACGUAAUCGGCGUGAACUUUAACAAGAUGAUCCCCAAGGCGGGUGUGUUCAAGCAGAGCGAAGUGUUCAAGACGCUCAACAGCGAGCUGGUGCAGGGCGAGGAGGAGGACAAGAAGUGGACCACCUUCCUGCAGAGGCCAUCGCGACCGCCCCCGAAGACGCCCGAGGAGAGGAAGCUCGAACGGAAUCCCCCGACCGAGCGCUACCAGGUACGAAUUGUGAAGCAACCGAAACCGAAAAUUGCCCCCGACUACAAGCCACCCAAGUCACCGGAACCCGAACCGGAACCGGAACCGAUACCGAUGUACGACGAGUACCUGAACGAACGCCAGGAGGUGGAGGUGGAAACGAUCAAGACGCUCGUGGAGGAGCCGAUCGAACCGCAGACAGGUGACGCUGAGGGUAGCGCACAGCCCGAGGCAACCGACCCGAGCGAAGAGGAACCGACGGAGGAGUUCCGCGAACAGUUGCAGAAUGUGCAAAAACAGCUGGAAGCGUUGUCUGCGUUGCCGAACACGAUCCAGGCCACGAUAGCUGCCCUGACCGAACAGCUAGCGGUGCUGGCGGCACCGAAAAGGAAAUCCAAGAGUAUCUCACCCCGACCGGAAGAAGCGGAAGCGAAGGAGGGUGAGGCCACCGAACAGUCGGCACCGGACGCCAUCGUGCCCGAUGUGUCCGAGACGUUCGAGGUGACCGAGUUUAGCAGGGCGGACAGCAGCGGUGGCGAUCAGUCCUCAUCCGUUGACGAAGGCGAACACAUCCAGUACACGGAGGAAGAGCUCGAACAGCUAGAGAAAAGGAUGAAGGAACACGACAUUGAGUGGACCAACCAGAACGAUAAGGAUUCCGAUAGCUCCAGCCAAAACAAUGCCGGCGGCGACCUGCGCACCGCCGUCCAGGACGAGCUGAGGCUACAGGUGGUGAAGAAGAAGAAGAAGACGGUCAGUGCGUUCGGGCCGCUGACGCCCCAGGAGCGUCCCAUCUUUCUGCCCGGUGGGCGCAAAUGGCGCACGGCGAAGGACGCAUUCAACGAGCAGUUCAUCGCGGAGGUGAUCAGCUCGCAGGCGGAACUGAUCCAGGGCACCACGCUUGGCAACUUCUACGAAAGUCCUCAUCUCGGUUACGACGACAGGGUCAACUUCCUCAAGUACCAGAAACCCGAGAAGGACCUCAGCUUCAUCAAGAACAGCGACGUCUACAAGCUGGUACACGACAUGGAUCCCCCGAAGAGUGGCAUCGAGCUGCGCCCGGAGAUGGUAGUAGCCGAAGAAGAUGUGCGAAAGGUAAUGAAAGACGAAACCAUUUUCCAGCCUCGCAAGUCGAAGGUUUUCCUCUAUCAAAAUUGA